UAGAGAAGUUGUUGCCUAAAGCUCAUCGCUUUUUCCUCAUUCAUGUCAUGCCUACCAUCACCGCCAUUCCAACUCCCUGAAGGAGUAUUCCAGUUAACGAGCUUGAUGACAAUGUGGUGGAAAUGUAUAUUGAGGAUAUGAGGGCCAAAUGUAAAGAAAUAUUUAUCCCAUUUAAGAAUUUAUGCAAUCGAAAAAGUGUUGAAACUGUGGUGCUGGAAGGGGAUAAUCCUGCAACAAUGCUUCUACAAUAUGUAACUCAGGCUGGGAUUAAUACUCUAGUGUUGGGCUCUUCCUCUCCCAGUUACUUUUCCAGGAGGCAGAAGGAUUCGGGCGUACCAUCUGUUAUCCUGAAGCAUGCUCCUGAGUCUUGUGAUGUUUAUGUGGUGUCGUCAAAUGGGCUUCUGAAAAACUCCUUGAGUCCCCUGUUACCUACUGAGACAGAAGUUCAUACUAUCAAUCAACAAGAAUCCAAUGUGUCUUAUGCCGCCAUGGAAUUUAAUAGAAGAGCAUCAUCACUUCCAAACUUUACCCACCUGAAUUCUCCAGCAUUUGCACAUGGGAACUCUUCUAUUCAUUUCAGGUCUCAGCAAAGAUAUAAACAAAAUGUAGAAGAAUUUACAGCAGGUCCGGAGGUGGUCAAGGGUGGUCAUUCUUCCACUUGUUCAGAGCAGUCAGACAUUCAGGCUGAAAUGGAAAGAAUGCGCUUAGAAUUACAAAAUACCAUUGCAAUGUACAACCAAACGUGUGAACAUCUGAUCCAUGCUCAAAACAAGGUCCAACUACUUUCUUCUGAAUGCAUUGAAGAAGCAAGAAGAGUGAAUGCAGCCCAGAAAAGAGAAGAAAGCCUAAGGAAAACAGCUGCUGAAGCAAAGAAGAAGCAUGUGGAAACGGAGAAGGAGGUCAUGAUAGCAAGAAAGUUGCUCGCCGAAGAGGCUUGUGAGAGGCAGAUAGCAGAGCUGAAGGCUCUCCAACAGUCCUUAGAAAAACAAAAGGUCGUCAAUGCACUGAUGUCAUGUGAUGGAAGGUAUAGGAGGCUAACUAGAGAAGAGAUUGAGGUGGCUACUGAUUUCUUUUCUGACUCUAAGAUGAUUGGCGAAGGAGGCUAUGGGAAAGUUUACAAAGGCAACCUUGAUCAUACCCCUGUUGCCAUCAAAAUUCUUCAUCCUGAUGCAUCACAAAAGAAAGAGGAAUUUCUAAGAGAGGUUGAGGUUCUUAGCCAGUUGCAUCACCCAAAUAUUGUUUUACUGCUUGGAGCCUCUCCAGAAAAUGGCUGUCUUGUUUAUGAGUAUAUGGAAAAUGGAAGCCUGGAAGAUUACAUUUUCCAAGGAAAAAACAGACCUCUUCCCUGGUUUGUUCGAUUCCGGAUACUUUUUGAAGUGGCAUGUGGUCUUGCAUUCUUGCACAACUCAAAGCCUGAGCCCGUUGUUCAUCGAGAUCUAAAACCAGGAAACAUACUGUUGGACAAAAAUUAUGUGAGUAAAAUUGGAGAUGUGGGUUUAGCAAAAAUAAUGUCAGAUAUUGUUCCAGAAAGUAUUACUGAGUAUAGGGACUCCAUUAUUGCUGGCACUCUUGCUUACAUGGAUCCGGAGUAUCAAAGAACUGGCACCCUGAGACCUAAGUCUGAUCUCUAUGCUUUUGGAAUAAUAGCACUUCAACUAUUGGCUGCUUGUCAUCCUAAAGGCCUUAUCAUGAAAUUUGAAAAAGCUAUAGUUAGUGAUUCGCUCGCGGAUGUACUUGACAAGUCAGUAGUAGAUUGGCCAUUGAUUGAAGCAGAAGAGCUAGCUAAGAUGGCACUACAAUGCUGUAAGCUUAGAUGCAGAGAUAGACCAGAUCUUGAGACUGAAGUUCUUCCACUUCUGAAAAAGCUUUCUGAAUUUGCCGAAAUGCAUGUCAAGUCAGAGAAAAACCUUAUCCAGGCACCUAGCCAGUACUUCUGUCCAAUCCUUCAGGAAGUAAUGGAAAGCCCACAUAUAGCAGCUGAUGGCUUUUCAUAUGAGCAUAGAGCAAUAAAGGCAUGGGUUGACAGACAUAACGUGUCACCUGUGACGAAACAGAGACUGCAACACAAGAUGCUUACCCCAAACCACACAUUACGCCUUGCCAUACAAGAUUGGAAGUCACAUUUGUAAUGUGUGCAUAUAUCAAGCCAAUAAUAGUUCCGGAGAACAAUAAAGGGGAAGGAGUGAAAGGAAAAGAACUUGGACAUAUAUUAUAUUCUGUUGGAGAGGUGUCUCGAGAACAAAAUAUAGUUUCACUGUUGUUCAUUGACAUUACUCAAGUGCAUUGAAAGUUACAAUUGUAGUCUUAUAAGCAUUUAUAUUGCAUUUGAUAGUCGAGAACACAAAGAAUGUAGACAAUUGUGUUUCAUUAUCCCGGGAAUGAAGAAACAGAUUGCAUGCAUCUUUUCGUUCAA
Nicotiana tabacum (common tobacco) is the source of this 2413-nucleotide messenger RNA. RefSeq names its product U-box domain-containing protein 34. Lineage: Eukaryota; Viridiplantae; Streptophyta; Magnoliopsida; Solanales; Solanaceae. Gene Ontology annotation, biological process: protein ubiquitination; protein phosphorylation. The record is from RefSeq and is a predicted model, not a curated record. Gene Ontology annotation, molecular function: ATP binding; protein kinase activity; ubiquitin-protein transferase activity.